AUGAAGCGGCGCAAUGCGGACUGCAGCAAACUCCGACGGCCGUUAAAACGGAACCGAAUCACCGAGGGGAUUUACGGCAGUACCUUCCUGUACCUGAAGUUCCUGGUGGUCUGGGCACUGGUGCUGCUGGCAGAUUUUGUACUUGAGUUCAGGUUUGAGUACCUCUGGCCGUUCUGGCUCUUCAUCCGGAGCGUGUACGACUCCUUUAGAUACCAGGGGCUGGCCUUUUCAGUAUUCUUUGUGUGUGUGGCGUUUACCUCGGAUAUCAUUUGCCUCCUCUUCAUCCCGGUGCAAUGGCUGUUCUUUGCUGCCAGUACCUACGUGUGGGUGCAGUAUGUUUGGCACACAGAGAGGGGGGUCUGUCUACCCACCGUGUCUCUGUGGAUACUCUUUGUGUACAUAGAGGCAGCCAUCAGAUUCAAAGACCUGAAGAACUUCCACGUGGACCUGUGUCGCCCUUUUGCUGCACACUGCAUCGGCUACCCCGUGGUCACGCUGGGCUUCGGCUUCAAAAGCUACGUAAGCUAUAAAAUGCGCCUCCGGAAGCAGAAGGAGGUGCAGAAGGAGAAUGAGUUUUACAUGCAGCUUCUACAGCAGGCUCUGCCUCCAGAGCAGCAGAUGCUUCAGAGGCAAGAGCGGGAAGCAGAAGAAGCAGCGGCGGCAGCUAAAGGAAUAACUGAAGCGGACACGCCUCCAGUGUCACAGAAUGGCGCCCCAGCCAAUAAAAAGACAUUGGCACAACUGCCGGAGCUAGAAUAUAGAGAAAAAGGGAAAGAGGGCCGGGGCGGUGGGGAGGCUAAAAAACAACAUAACAGCAACAGCAUCCUGCCAUCAUCAGUGGACUCUAAACUCCAGGAGAUGGAGUAUAUGGAGAACCAUAUGAACAACAAGAGACUGAACGCAGAGCUGGGCAGCACAGAGAACCUGUUCCUCAAAGAGGACAACAAUUCCUCCUCUUCUUCUUCCUCGUCGUCAUCCUCCAAAAAUUGCAAAAAUGCUAGCAGCAACACUGCGGCACUGAACUCCUCGCCCCGCGGCCACAGCGCCACCAACGGCAGCGUGCCCUCCUCCGCGCCGUCGUCCUCGUCGUUCGCGGGGAAGAACGAGAAGAAGCACAAGUUACCGGUGAAAGGGACGUCGGGCGGCUCCCACAGAGACCCCACAGACAACUGCAUCCCCAACAACCAGCUCAGCAAGCCAGACGCUCUGGUUAGACUGGAGCAGGAUGUCAAGAAGUUGAAGGCCGACCUCCAGGCCAGCCGGCAGGUGGAGCAGGACCUGCGCAGCCAGAUCGGCUCCCUGGGCAGCGCGGAGCGCUCGAUACGCUCCGAGCUGGGUCAGCUGCGGCAGGAGAACGAGCUGCUGCAGAACAAGCUCCACAGUGCAGUUCAGGCCAAGCAAAAGGACAAACAGACAGUGAGCCAGCUGGAGAAGAGGCUCAAAGUGGAGCAGGAGGCCCGAGCUGCCGCCGAGAAGCAGCUCGCAGAGGAAAAGAAGAGAAAGAAGUUAGAAGAGGCCACAGCAGCCAGAGCAGUAGCACUAGCAGCAGCAACCAGAGGGGAGUGCACAGACACGCUGCGGAGGCGGAUCACUGAAUUAGAAACAGAGUGUAAGAAAUUAACAAUGGACAUCAAACUGAAGGAGGACCAGAUCCGAGAGCUCGAGUUAAAAGUGCAGGAGCUUCAUAAAUAUAAAGAAAAUGAAAAAGACACAGAGGUGCUGAUGUCAGCGCUGUCAGCCAUGCAGGACAAGACGCAGCACCUGGAGAACAGCCUGAGUGCAGAGACCAGGAUCAAACUGGACCUCUUCUCUGCGCUCGGAGACGCCAAGAGGCAGCUGGAGAUUGCACAAGGUCAGAUCCUGCAGAAGGACCAGGAGAUCAAAGACCUGAAGCAGAAGAUAGCCGAAGUGAUGGCCGUCAUGCCCAGUAUCUCCUACACAGCCGACACCAGCAGCAUGACCCCCGUGGCCCCCCACUACUCCUCAAAGUUCAUGGACACCAAUCCCUCCAGCCUGGACCCCAACGCCUCCGUUUACCAGCCUCUCAAAAAGUGAACGCUUCGUCCCCCCCCCCCGCCAUUCAUCCUUCUGUUAUUUUCACUCCUCCUGCAGGUCCGUGUCCUCGGGGCUGAGAGCCUGACGGGCUUUUUUUUUUUCUCCCCCCUUCCCGGUUUUCUCCUUGCCAGGUCAGAAGGAUGUUGUAUUGUGCGACUGUAUUUGUUGUAGUUAAAACAAAAGAAAACUUAAAAAAAAAAAACAACCCAAAACUUAAAAAUCCCGCGUCAGCUAGGAAGCCCCAGUUUUUCUUUCUCUUAAGUGUCUAGUGAAACCUCACAGAAUCGAGGACCGCUCUCGCUGCUCAUCUCCCGCGGAGUCUGAAUUUUUGGGUUUAUCGUUCCCUCCGCAAAUUGGAACACAGUCCUCGUCUAUUCCACAGCCUGACUUGUAAUCCCAAUUUAUUUUAACAGCUGUUCUCCCGAGAUAGCAUCAGAGGAAUGUGGUGCACUCGUGACACAACCCCAGCCUCUUAUUUAAGAAAUAAAAUCACAGUUGGGACACCAAAUCUGACCCUACUCUGAGCUGCUUUGGGGGUUCGCUGCUGGUUUUCUGUCAUCUUCAGCUGACAGCCCCCCCGCCACCACCCAAUUCCCAUGCCUGGUUGCAGAAAGAGAAGUCUGUAGAGCUUCCCACCGCUCUGCAUAAUCCUCCAUCCCGAGUCAUGAUCACAGUGCCUUGAGUUGAGGACAUGACUUUAAUGAGAUGAAGCCCAAACCUUCUGAAUAAGUUUGAAGCAUCUGGCUAAGCUGGAGGGAUCAGUUUAGUGGGACUAAAAACACUGAUUUGUUGGUCAUUGCACUCUGAAGAGCAGCCUUAUGAUAAAAUCACUCUAUGUUUGACAGCAACAUAUUCAAUACUUUUAAUUUAUUCUCGCAUCAGUUUGUUGACAUCCAAUCAGAAGAAGCCCCGCCUCUUUAGUUUUGUCAUUGUGGAGCGCACAUGCUGCUGUUUGAAAGGGAAAACUGUGCAAUGUAAAAA
Messenger RNA from Archocentrus centrarchus (flier cichlid), 3036 nucleotides. RefSeq names its product macoilin 1b (gene maco1b). Gene Ontology annotation, biological process: neuronal signal transduction. Gene Ontology annotation, cellular component: rough endoplasmic reticulum membrane. The transcript has 11 exons. The record is from RefSeq and is a predicted model, not a curated record. NCBI's taxonomy places the organism in Eukaryota, Metazoa, Chordata, Actinopteri, Cichliformes, Cichlidae. Bases 1 to 2055 code for a protein of 684 amino acids.